Suillus plorans is the source of this 1209-nucleotide messenger RNA. Its product is annotated as acid protease. Lineage: Eukaryota; Fungi; Basidiomycota; Agaricomycetes; Boletales; Suillaceae. Bases 1 to 1209 code for a protein of 402 amino acids. The record is from RefSeq and is a predicted model, not a curated record. The transcript is spliced from 5 exons. Gene Ontology annotation, biological process: proteolysis. Gene Ontology annotation, molecular function: aspartic-type endopeptidase activity.
AUGGUUCCCUCUAUUUCAUCUCUUCUUGCCCUGCCGGCGCUUGCCUUCUUUUCUCUGUCAGCGAGCGCUUUUCCUCAUCCUCGGACAGCGUCAAGCCCGGCUACUCUCAAGCUCGCUGUUAGAAUAAACUCGUAUGGGAUCAAGAACAUCGCGGCUGCAGAUAGAGCUCGAAUCCAAGCUCGACAAGCUGGCGGCAGCUCUUCCAUCAGCGCAAUCAAUAAUGUGAUGACAUACACCGCUGACAUCGGCGUGGGGAGUCCACCAACGUACUACACAGUCCUGGUAGACACGGGAAGCUCAAAUACCUGGAUCGGGACUAACAAAGCUUACGAGAAGACUGCUACAAGCCACGACACAGGCGCUACAUUCAGUGUUGGAUAUGGCGAUGGUAGUUCCGUUUCUGGAGAGGAAUACACAGACACCGUAACGCUCAACUCUGACCUGGUCAUUGAUAACCAAUCUAUUGGCGUCGCAUCUCAAUCCUCAGGGAUGGGUAGCCUGGAGGGACUUAUUGGCCUUGGACCAGUUGAUUUAACGCAGGGCACCGUCAGUAAUACAUACGAAGUUGCAACUGUGACGGACAACCUCUAUAAGCAGAGAACGAUUAGUUCGGAGGUACUCGGAGUGUUCUUUGCACCUGCUUCCUCCGAUGAUACCAGUGGCGAGCUCACAUUCGGCGGUUAUGACGCCUCUAAAAUCACUGGAGACGUCAGCUACGUGCCGAUUACAACGACAUCUCCAGCGAGUGAAUAUUGGGGCAUUGAUCAAUCCAUCAGAUAUGGGUCUAUGCCCAUUUUAGAUGAGACAGCUGGUAUCGUCGAUACCGGAACCACCCUAAUUUACAUUGCCUCUGAUGCGUUCCAUAAAUAUCAGUCUGCUACGGGGGCGACCCUCAAUGAGAACGUUGGCUUGUUACAGAUCUCAUCCGCCCAGUACGAGAAGCUCUCAUCCUUGUAUUUCACUAUCGGUGGGGUUACUUAUGAGCUCACCCCGAAUGGGCAAAUCUGGCCUCGAUCGUUGAAUACCGCCGUUGGCGGUGAUGCCAACAGCAUAUACCUGGUUAUCGCUGACACUGGGAGCCUCAGCGGCUCUGGCUUGGAUUUCACGAACGGAUACUGUUUCCUCGAGCGUUUUUACUCGGUGUUCGACACGACACACUCUCGAGUCGGGUUCGCUACCACUGGGUACACCGAUGCCACGUCAAAUUAA